This is a messenger RNA of Adineta ricciae, 2277 nucleotides long. Lineage: Eukaryota; Metazoa; Rotifera; Eurotatoria; Adinetida; Adinetidae. The record is from the annotation of a GenBank genome assembly.
AUGUUACUGACAUCGAGAUAUAUUCAUGGAAAAACGACGAUUCGUCAUUUAACCUUAUGGCACAAGAAUAUAAUUGAGAUUCGUCGAUCGGCUUCACUUUCCAAUACAUUCUCUACGUUCCAUGUGCCAUUGACUUCUCCGCCAUUACAAAUUAAUCGUACAAGUCAUCAUGAAAUACAUACGUCUGCCGCAUCAUCAGCAAUUUGGGCGUCUCCUUUGAAUAAUUAUCAAAGAAAAUCUGUGAAUACAAUACGAUCUCGUUCGUUAUCAACGGAAACGACGUGGAAUGAAUCGUCCUUACCCGAAAAAAUCAAGUCAUUAGAUGAAUACAAAGUCUUGUACGAUUUUUCGAUCAAAGAUCCUAACCGAUUCUGGAAAAUGGCUGCUGAACGCCUAGACUGGUACCGUUUUCCAACGAAAAUCAAAAAUACCGAAUUUGAUUAUCGUUGCGAACGCGGAGUCGACAUCAAAUGGUACGAGGAUGGAAUACUAAAUGCGUGUUACAAUUGUGUUGAUCGUCACAUCGAACACGACCACAGCACCGCGCAACAGGUCGCUCUCAUAUUCGAACCAGACACACCUACAGAAUCUCGACAUCAUGUCACCUAUGGCGAACUUCUACGCGACGUGAAAAAGUUCGCUAAUGUUCUGAAGAAGCAUGGAGUUAAAAAAGGUGACCGUGUGACUGUUUACAUGCCGAUGGUGGUCGAAACAUGUAUAGCUUUACUUGCAUGUGCACGCAUCGGUGCUAUUCAUUCUGUUGUGUUCGGAGGUUUCAGUGCGAAUAAUGUUGCUGAACGUGUUUCGGAUUGUGAUUCGAAAAUUAUCAUCACAAGUGACUUUGGCGUUCGAGGAGGGAAAUGUUCACCAUUGAAGGCUAAAAUUGAUCAAGCCUUAAAAAUGAAACAAUGUAGUGCGGUUAACACUGUCCUAGUUUUUCAAAGAAAUCACGGCAUGCCGGAAAUGAAAGAUGAUUGCGCAGAUCUACGUUCGUCACUUGAAUGGAAAGACGGAAGAGACUUUUGGGUACAUGAAGAAAUGGAAAAAGUCAAUGAAAUCUGUGAACCAGAAAGAAUGAAUGCUGAAGAUCCAUUGUUCAUCCUUUAUACAAGCGGCUCAACGGGAAAACCUAAAGGUAUUGUUCACACAACUGGUGGUUAUCUAACCUACACCAAUUUAACAUUCAAAUACGUAUUUGACUAUAAUCCGGGUGAUGUUUAUAUGUGUACAGCAGAUGUUGGUUGGAUUACAGGACACUCAUAUGCUAUCUACGGUCCAAUGUCAAAUCGAGCCACAACGGUUAUUUUCGAAGGCGUACCUACAUAUCCUGACGUGUCACGUUAUUGGAAUAUAAUCGAUAAACACCAAGUCAAUAUUUUCUAUACAGCACCUACAGCAAUUCGAUCUUUGAUGGCACAUGAUGAUAAAUAUGUUACUCAUACUAGUCGACAGUCAUUGAAAGUUCUUGGUUCAGUUGGUGAACCGAUCAAUCCUGAAGCAUGGGAAUGGUAUCACACUGUCGUUGGUGAAAAACGUUGCCCGAUUAUCGAUUCAUGGUGGCAGACAGAAACAGGUGGUAUGAUGAUAACACCUAUCGCCCAUGCGUGGGAAUUAGAACCUGGUGUAGCCACUCUUCCAUUUUUCGGUGUUCAAACAAAGUUGUUCGAUAAAGCUACGAAAAAACCAUUAAAUCCGCCUAACUCAGGCGAGCUAUGCAUAUCUGAUUCAUGGCCAGGUCAAGCACGUACACUCUACGGCGCUCAUGAACGUUUUGUCGAUGUUUACUUCAAACAAUAUCCAAACUACUAUUUUACUGGUGAUGGAUGUGAAAUAAAAGAAAACGGUUAUCAUCAUAUAACUGGUCGAGUGGAUGAUGUUCUCGUCAUUUCUGGUCAUAAUAUUGGUACAGCUGAAGUCGAAGCCGCCCUUGAUCACCAUGAUCAUGUAUCAGAGUCAGCUGUCGUCGGAUAUCCUGAUCCAAAGAAGAAUCAGGGAAUGUACUGUUUUGUAACAUUAAAAGACGAUGUGGAAGAGACGGAAGAACUUCGAAAACAACUAAUCAAACUCGUACGAGAUAUGAUUGGCGCACAUGUCACUCCGGAUUUUAUACAUUUCGCGCCUAACUUACCAAAGACGCGCAGUGGAAAGAUCAUGCGACGUAUUUUACGAAAAAUAGUCGAACCAGACAUUAGCAAUCUUGGUGAUACAUCAACGUUAACUGAUCCCAGUGUUGUAGAUGAUCUAAUUAAAAAAUGUCCACGAACAAAGCGUGCAUAA